AUGCCAUCCAGACUGAGAAAGAACCGGAAACUUCAGGGCCACGUGAGCCAUGGCCACAGCCUCAUCAGCAAGCACCAGAAGCACUUAGGGGGCUGGGGUAAUGCUGGUGGCACCCAUCACCACAGGAUCCAAUUCCACAAAUAUCACCCAGGUUAUUUUGGAAAAGUUGGUCUGAGGCAUUCCCACUUAAAGAGGAACCAGAGCUUCUGCCCAACGGUCAGUCUUGAUGAACUGUGGACGUUAGUCAGUGAGCAGACAGGAGUAAGUGCUGCCAAAAACAAGACCAGAGCUCCUCCUAACAUUGAUGUGGCACGAUCGAGCUACUACGAAGUUUUGGGGAAGGAAAAACUCCCCAAACAGCCUGUCCUUGUGAAGUCCAAAUUGUUCAGUAGAAGAGCUGAGAAGAUUAAGAGUGUAUGUUGGGGCAGGGGGGGCUGUGUCCUGGUAGCUUGAAGCCACAUGGAGGGAGGUUCAUUAAAUGCUCACAAGUGCUUUAAAAAAAACGAAAGAAAGAAAAGAUCACUUAGAACUAUUUGUGGAUGGUACACUCUCCUAAGUUCUUGCAUGGCUGUAAACAACUUUCUGUUACAGCUUAAGUAGGCUCUCAAAAUUUUGUUGAUGAUGCUUCAGUGUCUUCUGACAAUUAGCAUUACAGGAAAAAGGUCUGAUACCAGCCUGAUCUUUUAAAAUUAUUUUAUCAUUGGUAACUUCUUUUCCCCCUGCCUGGGUGAGUUUAUGAUUCUCUUUCUAAUCUUUGUGUUAUCCUAGGGUUUUUUUUUUUUCAUUUCAAAGUAAGAGAUUUAUUUCAUUAUCU
Ailuropoda melanoleuca (giant panda) is the source of this 814-nucleotide messenger RNA. RefSeq names its product 60S ribosomal protein L27a-like. The record is from RefSeq and is a predicted model, not a curated record. Gene Ontology annotation, cellular component: cytosolic large ribosomal subunit. Gene Ontology annotation, molecular function: structural constituent of ribosome. NCBI's taxonomy places the organism in Eukaryota, Metazoa, Chordata, Mammalia, Carnivora, Ursidae. Bases 1 to 453 code for a protein of 150 amino acids. The transcript has a single exon.